This is a messenger RNA of Notothenia coriiceps (black rockcod), 2913 nucleotides long. RefSeq names its product BAF chromatin remodeling complex subunit BCL7A (gene bcl7a). The transcript has 6 exons. Bases 7 to 606 code for a protein of 199 amino acids. The record is from RefSeq and is a predicted model, not a curated record. NCBI's taxonomy places the organism in Eukaryota, Metazoa, Chordata, Actinopteri, Perciformes, Nototheniidae.
GCGGCAAUGUCGGGCAGGUCGGUCCGAGCUGAGACCCGGAGCAGGGCUAAAGAUGACAUCAAGCGGGUUAUGGCCGCUAUUGAGAAAGUACGAAAAUGGGAGAAGAAAUGGGUGACUGUUGGAGACACGUCCCUUCGCAUCUUCAAGUGGGUGCCAGUGACAGAGCCCAAAUCAGAGGAUAAAAAUAAAAACAAGAAGAAAGGUAAAGAUGAGAAAUACGGCUCAGAGCUGACGACUCCAGAGAACAGCUCUUCUCCAGGGAUGAUGGACAUGCACGAUGACAAUAGCAACCAGAGCUCCAUCGCUGACUCCUCCCCGGUGAAACAGGAGAACAGCUGUAGCACCAGCCCGACCCCGGAGCCCACCGCCACGUCUCACCGCGAGAGCAGCGAGAUCAAGAGCGACCAGAGCCCGGACAGCAAGAGGGUUAAGACCACGUCUUCAUCAGAGACCUCAGAGAGAGCACCGAGUGCCAAGAGAGACCUUCUGCCCUCGGGGGAGAAGGACUCUUCAGACAGCAAAGCCACUCAGGACCUAGAUGAGGACACCCCACCCAGCAAGAAAACCAAACUGGAGUCCUCGUCUCCAGACUUUGAGGAGAGUUAAAUGUUUGGAGCUGAGUCAUUCUUCUCCUUCCUCUCCUUCCUCCCUCCCUCCCUCCCUCCCUCUGCCCCUCCCUCCAUUACCUCUAGAUAAUUUAGGGCUAAUGGACGCACCGGCUCUCCUCUCACCACCCCACCUCCCUUUCUAAAAACCGAAAGGAGAACAGACGUCUCUCUUCCCCUCCUCCAGUCUGCCCUAACACUCCUCUGCCACAGAGGGAGGAUGGAUAUUACCUCUAUUCGCUGGUCCCCCCUCCGUGCUUCCUUCAACACUUCUUCACUAAUGCCAAGAGAAGCUCUGACCCCGGGCUGCAGACCCCCCGCCAGGCCAGCCCUCAAACACUGACCUUCAUCUGUGACUGAAAAGAGUUAACACUGGGGAUCUGAGAUUAGGACGAGGUUGGUCCCAGGCGCUAAUCUGAAACCGUUUUUAACACAUUUUACUGCUAACGGUUAGCUCGGGAUAGAGGCUAACUGGGUGUCAGAUCAGCGGCUCCCGGGGGGAACCUCCACCCUGAGACCACGUCACUUCAAUCCUCCCGAUUCGCCUCCUGUUAGACUAAUGUUCUAUAUUUGUUUAGGAAACGUUUAGGGUUUUUUUCUCAGGAGGGUCAAUGCACUGUUAUGGUAUGUCACAAUCGAUCACAGAUAGAUUUGCUGCUGUAGUGGAAGUCUUUUUUCUCUAUCCAUGAAAAGUUCUCCAUUCACAUCUUUAAGUUAGUUUGUGGUUUGUAGAAGGAGAUGCUACUGGUCGAGAUAAACUCUUGGAUAUGUAGUGAGCACAGGCAUAGGUAGCGUAGAUCAUGAAGGUGUGCCUUGAGUUGCUACGAUUUAAAAACACGCUUCAGGUCAAGCCGCUUUUGAAUUAUAAUUUUGGUGCCAUGUUUGUUUUUUCUUAUAAUCAUCACUUAUUAGUGUAAUCCAAUAUUUAUAAUCAACUGCAACACUUGUUUUUUUGUUAAAGGAAUGGUUAUUUUUUGUAAUAAUCACUUAUCAAGAGUUCAAUUCCACUCUGUAUGUUAAAUGUAAAGCUGUUAGCUUAGCUUAGCAUGAAGACUGGAAACAAAAGGAAACAACUAGCCUAAUAGUUUGUAAACUCCUGUUUUUAUACAGAUUAAAAGUACAAGAUCAUAAUGUUUAAAUGAAUGAGCUUUAGAGGAAUAAGCUUUUUGUCUUAGUAUGAAAACAAAGAAGAUAUUUUCCAGAUUAUUAUAAAGUUGGACUUUUGUACCUUCAAUAAGAGUCAGACUAUCUGUUUCCAGGCUGUGUGCUAUGCUAAGCUAACUAUGUUUGGACUGCGGCUUUAUAUUUUCUGCAGUCAUGAAAGUGUUUUUUCCCAAGAUGUGGAACUAUUCCUUUAAAACAUUUGUAGACUGGAAUUUGAACACUGCCCAGAAUCAUUUGCCGCACAUUUAAACAUCUGCAAACCUCCUGAAUCGGAGUCUCUGGUCUGUGUCUACUUCAGGGGACGUCUUUCUUCCAAAGUAGAGACAGACCAGUUUGUGGGGCUGGUUUCCGUCUGCUCCACUAUCAUGACCUGUGCUGACUCACUUCUCAUCUCUGCGUAUCGCUACUAUCUCUGACAGAAGGGUCUUUAGCUCGAGCGUUGGUUUGUGACUCUCCUUACGGUGCUCUCUAUCGACUGAAUCCAUACACGUGUGGCAUCGAGCUCUCGGUUUUCGUGCAGAUUUGUGCAAUUUACUUGAACUUUAUAUUGACAAAAAAGCGGAUUCAGACCUGUGACCUCGUAAUGAACAACCUCACACAUUAACUUUCAUUAAUAUUUACUGAAUAUGGAUUGAAUCACUGCAAACCAAUGACUUCAUGACAUAACAGGGGCUAUAAGAAGUACUUCAUGAUGCGGAAUUACUUGAUCAGAUUUCAACAAAUCAGCAUUCACAUGGAUGGAGAGAAAAGAAAAAAAACAAUUGUCUCAGUUUAGAGGAUGGAUUAGCAUAUACCUCAUUCCCAGUCCAGCAGCGCUGGAACUUAAAAUGCUAUGUAUUGACAUUAACAGUUAUAAACAGCAUUAUGUACACUCUGUUUAAAAAAUCUCAACUAUGUUGUAGCUUUCACCUGAUUGAGCCGAUUGCUUAUAGUUUGCUCAUAACUGUGUUUUAAAAAAACAAAGAAAAAAAGAGCUGUGAUAUAAUAUCUUGUAUGUUGUUGUUUUUUUCUUAUCGGGACCAGUUUGUUUGACUUUAGAUCUUGUACAGAUUUAUGGUUUGGUUUGACUUAUUUAUUCCAUCAGUAGUGCUUGGUUUUUAUUAUGUCCAAUGGUUUUGUUUUCUUAAUAAAAUUCACAAAAGUU